Molecule: messenger RNA, 2549 nt
Organism: Carassius gibelio (silver crucian carp)
Lineage: Eukaryota; Metazoa; Chordata; Actinopteri; Cypriniformes; Cyprinidae
Product: proto-oncogene vav
Biological process (GO): cell migration; regulation of GTPase activity; intracellular signal transduction
Cellular component (GO): cytoplasm
Molecular function (GO): guanyl-nucleotide exchange factor activity; protein binding
Source: RefSeq, a predicted model, not a curated record
GUGACAGAGGAAAGAGGAAGUUGUGUGCAGUUGAAAGGCUUCCUCCCCUGUGCAGGGUUGCAGAACAGCAGCAGCGGCGCGGAGGAAAGAACGAGAGACGCAGACGACACGAGAGACGCUCGCUGGACAUCCUGAAGAAGCAGGAAGACCUCAAAGGUCAAAGCAGAGAGAGGCACUCCACUGAUGAACUCCCCUUCAGACGCAGGACACUUAGUGAGCAGUUCAUCACUUCUGCAUUGAGUUUAGAUCGAGUCUGUUGGACGGUUAGUGCUGGGUUUGUAGAUCAUGGAUGCGUCAGGAGGGUUUUAGGUCUCUAUCGCUGCUGAUCUGAGGAGAGUUGGCUGGAGAUGGAGCUGUGGAGACAGUGUGCCGGAUGGCUGAUCCAGUGCCGAGUGCUUCCUGAGAACCACAGAGUCACCUGGGACAGCGCACAGGUGUGUGAUCUGGCCCAUGCGCUCAGAGAUGGAGUGUUACUCUGUCAGCUGCUCAAUAACCUGCUGCCUCAGUCUGUCAACCUGCGCCAGAUUAACCUACGACCCCAGAUGUCUCAGUUCUUGUGUCUGAAGAACAUCAGGACGUUCCUGUGUGCCUGUCAGGAGAAAUUUGGCAUGAGGAAGAACGAGCUUUUCGAGGCCUUCGAGCUGUUUGACGUCAGGGACUUCGCGAAGGUGAUCGACACACUGUCCAUCCUGUCCCAAACACCACUGGCCCUGCAGAGCGGAUUCCGGCCGUUUCCAGAUGAAGCGUGUGUCGGAGAUGACGACAUCUACACCGGCCUCUCGGACCAGAUCGAUGACACGGUGGAGGAAGAUGAUGAUCUUUACGACUGUGUGGAGGAAGACGAGAAUGAGGGAGAUGAUAUUUAUGAAGAUCUGAUGAGGACGGAGGAACCAGAAAUACAGCAGAAGGUUGAAGUGGACAAGAGGAGCUGCUGUCUUCAGGAGAUCAGACAGACAGAGGAGAAAUACACCAACACACUGGAAUCAAUACUUCAGCACUUUCUGAAACCACUGCAGCCUUUCCUUCAGCCCGAGGACAUCGAGAGCAUCUUCAUCAAUAUUCAAGAUCUGGCCGAGACUCAUCGCUCUCUGCUUCACGAGGUGCAGGAGUCUAUCCUGCGUUUACGAGCCGAGAAUCUCUUUCAGAUCUUCAUCGACUACAAGGAGAGGCUGUUGCUGUAUGGACGUUACUGCAGUCAGGUGGAAGGAGCCACCAAACAUCUGGACAAGAUCACCAGCACGCAUGAAGAUGUGAAGAUGAAACUGGAGGAGUGUUCGAUGCGAGCCAACAGCGGCAGGUUUUCACUGCGAGAUCUGCUGAUGGUUCCCAUGCAGAGAGUCCUGAAGUACCAUCUGCUGCUGCAGGAGCUCAUGAAACACACUGUGGACCAACAAGAUAAGGAAAACUUGCGCACUGCACUGGAUGCCAUGAGGGAUCUGGCUCAGUGUGUGAACGAGGUGAAGAGAGACAAUGAGAUCAUCCGUCAGAUCACGACGUUUCAGCUGUGCAUCGAGAACAUGACUCAGUCUCUGGCGUUAUACGGACGACCCAAAAUAGACGGAGAAUUCAAGAUCUGCAGUCCUGAGAAGAAAUCCAAACAGGACCGGUAUGGCUUCCUCUUCGAUAAGGCUCUGUUAGUGUGUAAGAAGCGCAGCGGAGAGAAUCUGGAGCUGAAGGAGCUGAUUGAGCUUCAGCAUUACCAGCUGAGAGACGAGCCUUCAGGAGAGAAGGACAGCAAGAAGUGGACGCACACCUUCCUGCUGAUGGAUCUGUACGGUCAGGGUGGAUACGAUCUCUACUUUAAGACGCGAGAGCUGAAGAAGAAGUGGCUGGAGCAGUUUGAGAUGGCGCUGUCCAACAUGUGUCCGGAGAACGGCACGGCGAACGGCCAUGACUUCCAGAUGCACUGUUUUGAGGACACCACCUCGUGUAAAGCCUGUCAGAUGCUCCUCAGGGGGAUCUUCUAUCAGGGCUACCGCUGCUCACGCUGUAAGAUGGCCGCUCAUAAAGAGUGUCUGGGUCGAGUUCCUGCAUGCGGACGAAACUCUGAGCUGUCAGGAACGCUCAAGAAGAAUAAAACGAUGAGGUUGGCAUCUCAAAGACAAGCCAAACCAGGUCUGCCGAAGAUGGAGGUGUGUGUGGAUUAUUACGGUCUCCCUCCGCCGCCGCUGGCGUUCGGUCAGCCGCUGCCACUCUCUGUGGGGGAUGUGGUGGAGCUGACGCGGGCAGAAGUCGACCUGCAGUGGUGGGAGGGCAGGAAUCUGACCAUCGGAGAGGUCGGCUGGUUUCCCUGCAGUAAAGUCCAGCCGUUUGUGCCGGCGCCUUCUCCAGAUUUAUCAGGACUGCCCUGGUUCGCUGGUAACAUGGACCGGACCGGUGCUAAAACUCUCCUGACGUCUCGCUCCGAUGGGACGUUUCUGGUGCGACAGAAAGACGCCGGAGAAUUCGCCCUCAGUCUCAAGUUCAACAUGGACACCAGACACAUUAAGGUCACGUACUCAGAGGGACUCUACAGGAUCAACGAGAAGAAAGCCUUCAAGGGACUGUUU